Asterias rubens (European starfish) is the source of this 915-nucleotide messenger RNA. RefSeq names its product COMM domain-containing protein 5-like. The transcript is spliced from 7 exons. Gene Ontology annotation, cellular component: nucleus. NCBI's taxonomy places the organism in Eukaryota, Metazoa, Echinodermata, Asteroidea, Forcipulatida, Asteriidae. The record is from RefSeq and is a predicted model, not a curated record. Bases 62 to 706 code for a protein of 214 amino acids.
UUGUUGGGAAGUUCUAUUUUUAUUUUUUUUGACGGGGGAGGGGACGGUUUCGGUGUUAGAAAUGUCGGGUUCUCAGAUCGUUGGGGCAUCCGAUCGAACCCCCUUCACAGGACCAAGGACCCCUCUGGAAGUAAAGUUGAUGGCAAAAGGCCUCAAAAGUGUUGAUAAAGACACGUUUAGGAAGCUUUUAAAAGCUGCAGUAGUAUUGCUCGGUGGAUCUGAAGUACCAGAAAAUACCAUCUCAUCUCUUGCCACCGCAUCACUCACACAAGAAUUCCUCAGCACUAUUUAUGCAGGGAUCUGUACUAUACUAAGAUGUGCUCUACGUUUACCUUCGUCCUCGUUAAAACCAGAGAUAUUUAAAGAAGACCUGAAAGAAUUAAAAGUUCCAAAAGAAUUCAUAGCAGAUUUUAGCAGUGCAGCCUUCGGCUCCAAACGCCAGACAUUAGAAGCAGCACUAGUGAGAAAUCGUAGCCGAUUACCGACCCUAGAUCGAUUCAGAUGGCGGCUAGAUGUGGCCAUCUCCACCAGUUCAUUAAACAGAGUGCUGGAGCCCACCAUAUCAAUGCAGAUGACUUUAAGUAAUGGUCGCAUUCACAAUUUUGAGGUUCCAGUUUCCAAGUUUCAUGAGAUGCGGUACAACGUGGCGUAUGUUCUUAAAGAAAUGGAAGAUUUAGAGAAGCGGAGUAUCUUAAAAAUUGAGUAAUUUGAAGGGGAAAAAAGAGAGGGUUGGAAAUAUAAUCGUUUUUUUUUUAUUUUUUUAUUUUGACCUUGGAACUUACUUUACUAUCAGAGAAAGGACGCUAAUCCCGGAAAGAAGUAAAAUCAAAAGAGAUAGGCCAAAUUAAAAAAAAUACCAGUUCAAAAAAGAGAAGGAUGAGGGCCUUAUUAUUAACUAUUUCCUUUUUUUUUCAA